GACUAGAGGAGCGCAUCGUCAUCGUAUCGCUGGUGGAAAAAGUAUAUAAUGCCGCGCUGCCAUCGCGAUUGUCCUGAGUCUUUCUUAUUUGCCAAACCCUUCUUACUCACAGACGAGCUUCAAGAGAAGACCGCAACAACAUCGCCAUUCACCUAGUCCAUAGCACUAGCACUGUCCCCCAUGUCGCCGCACAAGAUCCCCAACGAGCAGUGGGCGCAGGUGAUUGAGGACGGAAACAACAAGGUCGAGUACAAGAAGAUCCCGGUGCAGAAGCCGGGCCCGGACGAGGUUCUCGUCAACAUCAAGUUCACGGGCGUCUGCCACACGGACCUGCACGCCCUCAACGGCGACUGGCCCUUGGACCGCAAGCUGCCCCUGAUCGGCGGACAUGAGGGCGCCGGCGUCGUCGUGGCCCGCGGCGACCUGGUCAAGGACAUCGAGAUCGGUGACCACGCUGGCGUCAAGUGGCUCAACGGCUCGUGCCUAGCCUGCGACUUCUGCCAGCAGGCGGACGAGCCGCUGUGCGCCAAGGCGCUGCUGUCGGGCUACACGGUCGACGGGACGUUCCAGCAGUACUGCAUCGCCAAGGCGGCCCACGUCGCGCGCAUCCCCAAGGACGUGCCGCUCGACGCCAUCUCCCCCGUGCUGUGCGCCGGCAUCACCGUGUACAAGGGCCUCAAGGAGUCCGGGGCCCGGCCCGGCGAGACCGUCGCCAUCGUCGGCGCGGGCGGCGGCCUGGGCUCGCUGGCUCAGCAGUACGCCAAGGCCAUGGGGCUCAAGGUGAUUGCCAUUGACACGGGCGCCGACAAGAAGAAGGCCUGCCUCGAGCAGCUCGGCGCCGACCACUUUGUCGACUUCAUGCAGUCCAAGGACGUCGUGGCCGACGUCAAGAAGGCCACCCCCGACGGCCUCGGCCCGCACGCCGUGCUGCUCGUCGCCGUCAACGAGAAGCCCUUCCAGCAGGCCGCCGAGUACGUCCGCCCGCGCGGCACUGUCGUGUGCAUCGGCCUGCCGUCGGGCGCGUACCUCCGGGCGCCCGUGUUCGACUCGGUGGUCAAGAUGGUCACCAUCAAGGGGUCGUAUGUCGGCAACCGCAAGGAUAGCGCCGAGGCCAUCGAGUUCUUCCGCAGAGGCCUGAUCAACGCCCCGUUCAAGGUCGUCGGAAUGUCGGAGCUGCAGAGUGUGUAUGACAAGAUGCAGCAGGGCGAGAUUGUGGGCAGAUAUGUCUUGGACACCUCAAAGUAGGGGAUACCUGUGUAGUCUAGUUUGUGCUCAAAUCGACCAGUUUCUGCCGUGC
Messenger RNA from Microdochium trichocladiopsis, 1297 nucleotides. RefSeq names its product alcohol dehydrogenase-like protein. Gene Ontology annotation, molecular function: zinc ion binding; oxidoreductase activity. The record is from RefSeq and is a predicted model, not a curated record. NCBI's taxonomy places the organism in Eukaryota, Fungi, Ascomycota, Sordariomycetes, Xylariales, Microdochiaceae. The coding region runs from base 181 to 1245 and encodes 354 amino acids. The transcript has 2 exons.